Molecule: messenger RNA, 1416 nt
Organism: Aspergillus saccharolyticus JOP 1030-1
Lineage: Eukaryota; Fungi; Ascomycota; Eurotiomycetes; Eurotiales; Aspergillaceae
Product: general transcription factor IIH subunit TFB6 family
Exons: 2
Coding region: 213-1181 (322 amino acids)
Cellular component (GO): transcription factor TFIIH holo complex
Source: RefSeq, a predicted model, not a curated record
CUGAAACCCCGCUAUACCGCAUUGAGUAACCCGACGUCACGCCGCCCGAAAGAUUAGAUCCGCGGAGUGUCCCCUCACUUAACAAUAUUGUGCGAUCAGCAUCUACUUUCCUUUCUUCUUGCUGCGAGCUUUGUCGCAAAGCUACUGUAUAGGCGCUUAUCGCUGUCUCGCUGAAAUUAAUGAAUCCGCUAGAAGAAACUGAACGACCUACCAUGGCUGCAUCUUUGUCAGCGACCAUGCCCAAGGGAGGCGCCGGAGAGAUGGAAGGAGGGGGAGGCUUCAUCCCACCAGCAGCAGCACACCUUCCAAGCCCGGCGCCCACCACCUCAACCGUGACACCAUCGCUUCUCCCCAAACCGCGAGCUCACCCUUUGCGUCCGGGCUCUGCUAAAGAAGCCACGGUCUUGGAGUAUAUUGACAAGAAGCUCUUAUCUAUCAGUCGCCGGCACGCCAAGAAGUUCAGCGGAGCUUUUAUCGGUGAUAACGGAGGCGGCGGCAUGAGCAGCAGCAGCGGCAGUCCCCAACGCACAGCACAGGAGUCGGAGUCGGAAAAGGGUUAUGAGAGUUUCAAAGAAGUCGCAAAAGAUUUUGAAGGCUUGGUGGACGUCUUGUGGGUUAGUGGCACUCCCUCGUUACAAUUACCCUACCUGAUCUCGUUGGCCGUCCAAGUCAAUUCCUAUCUACCGGAUUAUCCGUUCUCGUCCAAGGCGACUUUCCGAUUGCUGCGGAAGCUGGACUUGAUAUUCGCGUCGCUACUCUUGGGGGAGGAUGCAGAGUCUGGGGUGCCGCUGCCCGGGUUCGAGGGGAGGACUAACGUGGUUUCAAUGACGGAGAAAGUGCGUAUUAAGAGUAUUGCAGAGACGUGUCGGGUUGUGGUUGUUGAGGCGAGGGAGCAGGAGGAUCUUGAUGAUGGUGACAAGGGCGCGGGUAAUGGAAUUGAUGAUACUAGUGAAGAGGACGAGGAGAGUGAGGAUGAGAUGAUGAACGAUGCGAUGGAGACGAAUGAGUAUCCGAUUCCUGGCAGGUGGGAGAUGGAAGCGGCUAAGGUGUACGAAAAGACGAUUGAGUUGUUGGGGGAUGAGCUGGGGAGAGCGGAUAUUGGAGAAUUUUGUGAUACUGAUAUGGCGGCUGGUGAGGAAGAGGCCCGAUGUGAUGGGUUACUGGUUGAGGAGCAAGAUUGAUCAUUUGAAGCUUGGUGCUGUCGGUCUCCCAAUUAGUAAGAGCCGUGAGACUAUCCUUGUUCGUCUUUGUUCAGUUUUGAUGAUACCCAGAUAACCUGGUGGAGAGAGCCUGGCUGAAGAUUCCUUCUGAGAUGUCUAUGAUGUAUUGUCGUUACUUCAAAUUGAUAUCCGUAAUAAUAUGGGAGGGAGUAUCUGACGAGGCAUGGAUUGUUCCGGCUCGAUGCGACAAUCAGAG